Maniola jurtina (meadow brown) is the source of this 1574-nucleotide messenger RNA. RefSeq names its product tubulin beta-4B chain-like. The coding region runs from base 170 to 1510 and encodes 446 amino acids. Lineage: Eukaryota; Metazoa; Arthropoda; Insecta; Lepidoptera; Nymphalidae. Gene Ontology annotation, cellular component: microtubule; cytoplasm. Gene Ontology annotation, molecular function: GTPase activity; structural constituent of cytoskeleton; GTP binding. The transcript is spliced from 2 exons. The record is from RefSeq and is a predicted model, not a curated record. Gene Ontology annotation, biological process: microtubule cytoskeleton organization; mitotic cell cycle.
UACCUGAAAUCCAUCGUACGAUGCACAUAGUGUGAAUUUUGAUUGAUUUUUUUUUGUAUUUUUUUUAUUAGUUGUAAGCUAAUGUUAAGCAUCAACUAUCAAAACGAUUCGAUAUAAUUUUUAAAGAAAUUUACAAGUGUUCGGAUCAAGAAUUUGAGAAAUUACCAAGAUGAGGGAAAUCAUUACUCUUCAAGUCGGUUCGUGCGGGAACCAAAUUGGCGGAAAGUUUUGGGAAGUGAUAUCGGAUGAGCACGGCAUUGACCCCAGCGGCUGCUACCACGGCGACUCGGAUCUCCAACUCGAACGCAUCAAUGUCUACUACAAUGAGGCUUCCGGCGGCAAAUACGUCCCACGAACCGUGCUUAUUGACCUCAAACCGACUACUAUGGACGCGGUGCGCUCCGGCCCCUUCGGAUGUCUCUACCGCCCUGACAACUUUGUCUACGGGUCAGCCGGGGCCUCGAACAACUGGGCGAAAGGAUAUUACACUGAAGGCGUUGAGAUCCUCGAAUCUGCUAUGGACGUAGUACGUCGAGAAGCGGAAGGCUGCGACUGCAUGCAAGGCUUCCAAAUCUGCCACUCUCUAGGCGGUGGCACAGGAGCGGGCAUGGGCUCUUUGCUAAUCAACCGAAUAAGAGAAGAAUACCCCGAUCGCAUCACCUUAUCCUUCUCAGUGUUCCCCAGCGCACGAGUCUCCGAUUGCGUCGUGGAGCCGUACAACGCCACUCUAUCCGUCAACCAGUUGGUAGAAAAUACGGACCACACAUUCUGCUUAGACAACGAGGCACUCUACGAUAUAUGCUUCAGAACUUUGAAGCUAACUACGCCUACUUACGGUGAUCUAAAUCACUUGGUAUGCGCAACUAUGUCUGGAAUCACGACUUGUCUCCGAUUCCCAGGACAGUUAAACGCGGAUUUGAGAAAGUUGGCGGUUAACAUGGUCCCGUUUCCUCGUCUCCACUUCUACACGCCUGGAUUUGCACCCCUCACAUCCCGAGGAGCACAGCAAUACAGAGCUUUAACAGUCCCAGAGUUGACCCUACAGAUGUUCGAUGCAAAGAACAUGAUGGCCGCAUGCGAUCCUCGACACGGGAGAUACUUAACUGUAGCGACGAUAUUCCGAGGGCGUAUGUCUAUGAAGGAAGUCGACGAGCAGAUCCUGAAUGUACAGAACAAGAACAGCACAUACUUUGUGGAAUGGAUCCCCAAUAAUUGCAAGAUAGCGGUUUGUGAUAUACCUCCGCGGGGUUUGAAGAUGGCGUCCACGUUCAUUGGGAAUACAACAGCUAUACAGGUCAUCUUCAAGAGGAUAUCAGCACAGUUCGUGGCCAUGUUCAGCCGGAAAGCGUUCCUUCACUGGUACACAGGCGAAGGUAUGGAUGAGAUGGAGUUCACGGAAGCUGAGAGCAACACGAAUGAUCUCAUUUCGGAGUACCAGCAGUACCAGGACGCGACGGCGGAUGAUGAGGGGGAGUUUGACGAAGAGGAAGGCGAAGAGGGGUUGGAGUGACUAUUUUUUGGUACUUCAUUUGUGUAUGUCCUUGUUUGUUUCAAAAUAAAAAACAUUAUCUACA